Dentiscutata heterogama is the source of this 141-nucleotide messenger RNA. Lineage: Eukaryota; Fungi; Glomeromycota; Glomeromycetes; Diversisporales; Gigasporaceae. The record is from the annotation of a GenBank genome assembly.
ACAAAUACUUCGAUGUAUAAUAUAGAAUCCCAAAAUGAAAUCGAUUAUCUAACCAGAUGUAUAUUAGACAUACUUCACUUGCCACUAAACCAUUCAGCCGAUUAUGUUCACACUCCAAAAUUUAAGAUAUCUAAUUUUAGA